AUGUUCGGCCUCUUUCAGUCUUCUAGAUCAUCCAGCUAUCACAGUUUCUCUACCCAAUCUCAUCAGCCUUUCCUCGCCAUGCAGUCGACCAAAAGGAAAAGGUCAAGAGCGAACAGCUUCAGCGCAUACGUCCGAGCCGCCGACAAUCCUAAACAGACCUCUCCGUCCAUCACGUUUAAUUCCCCCAAUUCUCCAAUGAAUUUGCCUCAGUAUCAAGCGAUGCCUCCAGCCAGUCAAGAUGAAUGUUUGGACUCCCCUCUUGACUCGGUUAACCGAAGUAAAGCGGUGGAAAACAGGCUUGCUUACCUAGCGGAAGCAGCCUUGGCUGAUGCCAGUACCUCCUCGACUCUUGUGUCUUCUCAUCGAAGAAGCUCUGUCACCCUUCCAUCCAUCUCCAGUCUUAUCGCUUCAUCCCCAUCGAUGGCAACAUCUCUUCUUUCUUCAGGGUCUGCACAUAUCCCCAUUUCUUCUGCGGAAAGUCCUGUCUGGAUCUCCGAUCAGCCGGUGUUUGGGGUCAACGAAUGGUCAGUCUCUGGUCCGCAGGUACCAUCAAUUAGCCACCAUGAUCAUCAGGGGAAUCAUCUACAUUACCGAUCACCGAAAAAGGGAAAGGACAGAAUGUUCCCACCUUCAUCUUCAAUCUCCGGCGUUGGUCUACUGGAAUACGACACCCUUUCUUAUACUCGCUCUACCCCUUCUACAUCCAGAUCAGAGGAGAAUAAAUCAGCCGUCAGUGUGAAAUCGACCCUACAUGCACCUAUUCACACUCAGCCUGGUCGUGCAAAAAGAUCAAAAGCACCACAUCCUCUUCAUGGGCUUAAUCUUGAUAGGACUUAUCCUGAACGGAGGGUGGAAGAUUGGCACAAUGACGCUCAGAAUCUUCUCCGACCUCCAAAACCUCAGCAGGUCUAUAUCUCUCCUAUCAUUACGAAAAGCUCUACCAAUCAAUCUAUUUUUGCCACUCCUCCCCAUAUCUUUCCAACAACCAGAAAAAUUCAUCCUCCAGCCAAAUCAUGGCACACAUACACCCUCCCUCAAAUGCCUCGUGAACACCUCAUCCUUCCUCAGCUUCAGCCAAAUCGGGCUUCUUCUCCGACAUCCGCUCAAAGACCUCAACUGUUCUCUUCGCUCGGAGCUUCUUCAAGCUGGAAUCAGAAACAUACUUCAGCUCGACAGAGACCACACGAAGUCGCUGAGCACUCUCAUGUUCCGGAUCCUUCCAAGCAGAAUACUAUCGUUUUCAGUGCUUAUUCUCCUACUUCUCGUCCAAUGAACCAGUCCUGCAAGCUUGAGGUACGGUCACCGGGAGAACACGAUCAAGGUCAUUAUCAGUAUGCCAGUCACCACAAUAAAAGGAAGAAGAAAAACAAUGGGGCCAGCUUACCUAUCCGAUCAAUCGGGUCUAUCGAUGAACGACACAACUCUGCCAAUACCGCGAGCAGCUGGCCUGGAACCUCUUUUGACACGGGAAUCAGCUCUACGAAUUCUGAUCAGGGUGAUCCAGUACCCAACACAACUCCUGCCACAUCCUCUUCGAAAAAAAGUCCUUUCCCAGAUUCGAGUCUACCAAUCACCGGGUCAUUAUCGAUGACCGACAAUCACGAGUAUCCAAGUGAGCCAGAUUCUCCAGUAUCCACAGGAUCUUCAUCGAGUCAUGAAUUGACGAAAGUACCUCUCUCCUCUGUAUCUUCGACUUCUGCUAAUCCCUCAAACAGAACAAAGACGGAGAAGGUUGCUCGACGCAGCGGAACCAGGGAAGGAAGAGGGAAAGAGGAGAGUUCCUCAAGGACCGAAGACACUGGCGAGAAAGGAGUACAACUGGAUUCCUUGAACAGGAACAACCCAAAGCGAAGAGAACAAAAUGCGGUGGCUCAAAAGAGGUUUAGGAAGAAAAAGAAGCAGAUGGCCGUAAAGAUGGCAGCCGAUUUGGACUCGGCGAGGGAGUUGGCUACUUCCUUGAGAAAAGAAGUAGUCGAAAAAGACAAAAAAAUAAAAAAGUUGGAAAAAGAAGCUGUUCAGCUGAAACGAAAGCUUCAAGCUCGGAAUUGUUAA
Molecule: messenger RNA, 2052 nt
Organism: Kwoniella shivajii
Lineage: Eukaryota; Fungi; Basidiomycota; Tremellomycetes; Tremellales; Cryptococcaceae
Exons: 3
Coding region: 1-2052 (683 amino acids)
Biological process (GO): regulation of DNA-templated transcription
Molecular function (GO): DNA-binding transcription factor activity
Source: RefSeq, a predicted model, not a curated record